UCUAACUGGUUAGAUUCCGGACAACAAGAAUUACCGUUAAAAAUAAGGGUACUCGAUCAAACAAUUCGUCUGCGCAAACAUUGUUGUCGUCCAGAUAUACAGAGAUCGAUCCCAUGGCUAACACCAAGCCUCACGCAGUCUGCUUUCCGUUGCCAAUCCAAGGCCACAUCAAUGGCAUGCUCCACUUCUCCAAGGCCCUCCACUUCAUGGGCUUCCACAUCACCUUCGUCAACUCCGAAUUCAACCACCGCCGCGUCCUGCGGAACGCCGGCCUUGCCUCCCUCGCUGGCCUCCCCGACUUCCGAUUUGCCACCAUCCCCGAUGGCCUCUCGUCGCCCAAGGACGACACCGACAAGAGCCAAGACCUCGCCGCCCUCUGCGUCUCCACCAAGCGCCAUUGCGCCUCUCCUCUCCGCGACCUCAUAAAGGCCCUCAACGACCCCUGCUCCGGAGGGCCACCCGUCAGCUGCGUGAUCUCGGACUUCUUCACCAGCUUCACCCUCGCCGUCACCGCUGAAUUGUCCAUCCCGAGCAUCUUCUUCUGCUCGGCGAGCGCCACUGGCUUCUUGAGCGCCGUCUACUUGGAGGAGUUGAAGCAGAGGAGCAUCAUCCCUUUAAAAGUUGGAGUGAGCUUGUGGAAGGAGGACUCGAGUUGCAUCGAGUGGCUGGACGAGAAGGAUCGGGGCUCCGUGCUUUAUGUCAACUAUGGUAGCAUCGCCGUGCUGACGAAUGACCAGUUUAUUGAGUUCGCUUGGGGUUUGGCCAACAGCGGGUGUGAGUUCCUGUGGGUGAUUCGACCUGAUCUUGUGGAAGGCGAGAACGCACUGCUGCCGCCAGAGUUCGCGACUGAGAUUAAGCCAAGGAGCUUCAUCACGAACUGGUGCACCCAAAAGGAGGUGCUCUCUCAUCCAGCCAUUGGUGGCUUCUUGACUCACUGCGGAUGGAAUUCUACAAUGGAAAGCAUGUGCGCGGGGGUCCCCAUGAUAUGCUGGCCUUUCUUCGCAGACCAACAGACAAAUUGCAGAUUCUUAUGCUCGGAGUGGGGCAUCGGGAUCGAGAUUGGAGAGGAUGUGAAGAGAGAGAAGGUGGAGAGGUUGAUCGAGGAAUUGAUGGGAGGACAGAAGGGGAAGGAGAUGAAGAGAAAGGCAUUGGAAUGGAAGGCAAGAGCGGUGAAGGCAGCUUCAAUUGGUGGAGUCUCUUGGAUUAAUUUAGAUAGAGUUAUUAAGGAGGUAAUAAUGAAGUAAAUUAAAUAAACAACCUUACGAUCCAAAGA
Zingiber officinale is the source of this 1273-nucleotide messenger RNA. RefSeq names its product 7-deoxyloganetin glucosyltransferase-like. The coding region runs from base 114 to 1244 and encodes 376 amino acids. The transcript has 2 exons. NCBI's taxonomy places the organism in Eukaryota, Viridiplantae, Streptophyta, Magnoliopsida, Zingiberales, Zingiberaceae. The record is from RefSeq and is a predicted model, not a curated record. Gene Ontology annotation, molecular function: UDP-glycosyltransferase activity.